Malania oleifera is the source of this 1912-nucleotide messenger RNA. Its product is annotated as phospholipase A(1) LCAT3. The transcript has 11 exons. Lineage: Eukaryota; Viridiplantae; Streptophyta; Magnoliopsida; Santalales; Ximeniaceae. Gene Ontology annotation, biological process: lipid metabolic process. The coding region runs from base 274 to 1614 and encodes 446 amino acids. The record is from RefSeq and is a predicted model, not a curated record.
UUGUCGAUGACUGGAGUUCUCACGAUAAUCCAAAAAUAAAAAAUGAAAAAAGAAAAUGAUCCCAAAUCAUGGGACGGAAAAGAAAAAAGAGAAAAAUUAGGGUCGAAAAGUAAAUAAUAAAACAUGGGGGCGUAACAUGAAAAUUUUCAUUCGGUAGUCUCUGCUUGAAGAGCAAGACCUUCUCCGACCACGGUACCGGCAGCAGAGGCACCACCACGGCCGUGUAAGCGAGAGCCGGGAACCGCACUCGGAUCCUCUCAGAGUCGGAGCAGCAUGUUUGGAGACUGCUGCUGUUGCUCCUGUUUCAGGCACAGGAACUCCGAUGACGGUGCCGACCGGGACCCCGUCCUGCUGAUUUCCGGAAUCGGGGGCUCCAUUCUUCAUUCGAAAAAAAAAAAGUUGGGGUUCCCGACCCGGGUUUGGGUCCGAAUCCUCCUAGCUGAUUUGGAGUUCAAGAAGAAGCUCUGGUCACUCUACAAUCCCCGGACUGGUUAUACGGAAGCACUGGCUAAUGACACUGAGAUUGUUGUCCCUGAUGAUGAUUUUGGACUGUAUGCUAUUGAUAUCUUGGAUCCCUCACUGUGGAUAAAAUGUUUACAUUUGAAGGAGGUAUAUCAUUUUCACGAGAUGAUUAAUAUGCUUGUUGGUUGUGGAUAUAAGAAAGGAACCACAUUGUUUGGAUAUGGUUAUGACUUCCGUCAAAGCAUUAGAAUAGACAAGCUGAUGGAUGGUCUGAAAGUAAAGUUGGAAACUGCAUACAAAGCUUCAGGGGGUAGAAAAGUUAAUAUAAUUUCGCAUUCGAUGGGUGGAUUACUAGUGUUGUGUUUCAUGUCGCUCCACAAUGACGUUUUUUCAAAAUAUGUAAAUAAGUGGAUUUGUAUAGCAUGUCCUUUUCAAGGUGCACCAGGAUGCAUAAAUGAUUCUCUCUUAACAGGAUUGCAGUUUGUUGAAGGUUUUGAAAGCUACUUUUUUGUUUCAAGGUGGACGAUGCAUCAGCUGUUGGUUGAGUGCCCAUCAAUCUAUGAGAUGUUGCCAAAUCCAGAAUUCAAGUGGCAGAAGCAGCCUAAAAUACAGGUUUGGCGAAAGCAGUCCAAGGAUGAGGAAACUUCAUCUGCCAGAUUGGAAUCAUAUGGACCACUUGAAAGUGCCAAUUUGUUUGAAGAAGCAUUAAGGCAUAAUGAGCUAAAUUACGAUGGGAAAACGGUUGCUCUCCCCUUUAACUUUUCUAUUCUCACAUGGGCUGCUGGUACUCGCGAAGUUCUCAAUAAUGCUAGACUACCAGAAGGAGUCUGCUUCUACAACAUUUUUGGAACAUCAUUUGACACCCCGUUUGAUGUUUGUUAUGGUUCCGAUAUUUCUCCAGUUGAGGACUUGCCUGAAAUCUGCCAUACCAUGCCUCAAUAUUCUUAUGUGGAUGGAGAUGAAACUGUACCUGCUGAAUCAGCAAAGGCAGAUGGAUUUGCAGCUGCAGAAAGAGUAGGAAUAGCAGCUAGGCACCGGGAUCUGUUAUGCGACAAAACAGUGUUUCAGUUCAUCCAGAAAUGGUUGGGAGUCACCCAGGUCAGCAAGCGUUCAAAGAGUUCAACAAGAGUGACAGAUUCUUUUCCAAACUGAUCAUGCCUUUGUAACAAUGUUCUUUAACAUUCUUGACAUGCCAUGUAUUUUGUAAAUAAAAUGACCAUGCGCUGGGAAUGAGUUGCUGCUUUGCAUAUGCUCUAUGCAUAGGUUUAAUUAGUUCUUAUUUUAUUUGUAUUAGUGUGUUGAGUUCUAGGAAUUUGGCUUCCUAUUUAAUGAUUGAUUUGGGACUAAGUUAUGAAUAUUGGUCUGGUGUUGUAUGCCACCAUGAUGGCACCAGAAUAUUUGUCAUGUCACCGUAAUGGGAAUAUGAUUUGUUGACUCUGGCUUUAGCUCC